This is a messenger RNA of Ictalurus furcatus (blue catfish), 3743 nucleotides long. Its product is annotated as SH3 and cysteine-rich domain-containing protein 2-like. Lineage: Eukaryota; Metazoa; Chordata; Actinopteri; Siluriformes; Ictaluridae. Gene Ontology annotation, molecular function: protein binding. The record is from RefSeq and is a predicted model, not a curated record. The transcript is spliced from 9 exons. Gene Ontology annotation, biological process: positive regulation of protein localization to plasma membrane; skeletal muscle contraction; positive regulation of voltage-gated calcium channel activity. Bases 510 to 1631 code for a protein of 373 amino acids. Gene Ontology annotation, cellular component: extrinsic component of cytoplasmic side of plasma membrane.
UCAGCGGUAGCCCCGCCCUAUUUAGCAACGUCACUACACUACUGCUGAGUGUGUCCAAUUAUCGCCGAGGGUGCGUGCUGAAAGUUCUGUGAGCUCGUGAGCGGCUGAGUGGACGCAGAAGUGUGUUUGACAUCUUUAACGUGAAAUAUUUUAGCGUUUCGUCACGUCAGAGGAUGGAAUAUUAAUAAUAAUAAAAAAAACAAAAACAAAAAGGAAACGUCUAUUGUCCGCACGUGACUACAGUGAAAGCUUUUUAAUAUGCACGCUGUAUCGUUCAUGCAGAGAUGGAAGACCGAGUGAUUGGUGAGAUCUUUCCUUAUUAACGCACUUUACGGGUCUUUCGUUUUUGUUUAUUUAAAACAAAGGCUCGCGUACAGAAUCACGCAGAGAAGGUGGCCGGUGACGUGAGGAGGUGAAACUGCGUCAGAGAGCACGCGCGCGCGGUCUUUCUGUUCAACAGGGGAAGAUUUAACGGCUGUCUCGGUUAGCAGAGGACGGAGUGGGAAAAGAUGACAGAAAAUGGCGAGAAGGAGAACGAGCCGCAUCACCGGGACCUGCAGCGUUCACCGGGUUCCGGUACAAUCCGGCCAGAGUCCAAGCUCCAGAAACUGAAGCGCUCACUGUCAUUAAAGUCAAUGAUGCGGAGCAAAAGUGUCGAGAACUUCUUCCAGCGGUCAAACAUGGAGACCCUGCCCCUUGACAGUAUCAUCACUACCGAGGCUCCACCCUCCAUCACGGAGUCUCUCUUUUGUGACUGCCCUUUGACCCUUGACAGGUCCCCAUCCAUCAGUCCGAACCUGUCUCUGUCUUCACGUUCACCUUCAUCAAGCCCGUCCCUGUCGAUGAACUCCAGCACUCCUCCCCCUCCUCAGCCACGCCCACAGAAAACACACUGUUUCCUGGAAUAUGUGUUUCGCCGGCCCAUUGUCUGCCAGCAAUGCAAGCAAAUGAUAACAGGGAACUCAAAGCAGGGUCUGCGCUGCAAGACAUGUAAACUAGCAGCCCAUCUGUGGUGCUCGUCUGAACUUUCACAGCAGGUGUGCAAUGGAAAGUCGGGGGCGUUCAAGCGGAACUUCAGCUCUCCACUGCUCACUCACGAGCCGUUCACAGUCGUUAAGGAAGCCCCGCCCACUCAAGGUGAGAACUGUCUGCCUCCUGACGCGCCUGUCUUCUUGGUACGAGCGCUGAUUUUUGUGUACGGUGAAACAGUAUUGUGUGUGUGUGUGUGUGUAGAACAGGGAAAAGGCGCCAUGGACCCCGUGUACGAAGCCCUGCGAUACGGGACGUCUCUCGCGCAAAUGAGCCGAUCGACUUUCAGUAGCAUCUCCGAGUCGCCAUGUCAACAAAGCGAAGAAGGACGGGAGAAGUUGGACAGUGAAUCUGUCACCGAAGAAGAGCAUGCCGCUGAAUCCGAGGUGGCGUCUCUGGCUGAGAGUGAGAAGAGUGAGACGGAGGACAAGCUCAGUUUACAGCCACCCAGGCGCAUUGAGCUUCGCGCCAUUCACACCUAUGUGGCGUUGUACAAGUUCCUGCCGCAGGAGAAAAACGACCUUGAGCUUCAGCCGGGCGAUCGUGUUCAGGUAAUCGACGACUCAAACGAGGACUGGUGGAAGGUCUCCCAGACUGUCUAGGGGAUAAGUGGAAUGGAGAAAUGAAAAUAAGCUGGGCCGUCUCGCUCCCUGAGCUCAAGUAGAAUCCCUUCAAAUCCCGUCCAAAUUCACCACCAGUCAAGUCACACCCAGCUUCAUGACAUCAUCGGUCCCAUGAGCGGCUUUUUUGUCACGCCUCCAUAAUCUGCAUCACCUCGGUAUAAUCACUUUGGGUGUAAAAUUUCAACAACAACCAAAAAAAAAACAUUCCAUGUUUAUAACUAGAAGAUAGAGACGUGGAUUUUUGUCAUUUUCAGAGCUCAAAUCCACAGACAAAAUGAGCGAGUGCAUAAGUCCCAGGAGCUGAUCACGACGUUUUAAAGCCUGUCGUGUUUGUGCUCUAGGCGAAACUUACAGAACUAUCAUUCAGAGUCUCUUUGCUAAUAACACAUCCUGUGUCGCUCUCUUGCUUUAAUGUUCUCUCUGUAGAGAGAAAUAACGUACGAGUACUUCCAAAAGCAACUCCUAUCCACAUAUUGUUUUGUGUGAGCCCUCUUCCUGUCUGCUCCAAACAGGAUACGGUUGCUUGUGUCACAGCACAUAGACACGGGGUGAAUUCCACUUCAUUGGUUCCCAGUUGUGGAAGCAGUGACACAAUUAAAAGAAAACUCAUCUUACCUGUUAAACCAAGACUACACCUGAGUCCACUAUGUCCGAUACAUAUUCUGAUGCACUUGGAACAGUUGUCAGUGAUGUAACCCGGGGUCAACAUCAAAUACCCUCAUCCACGCGACCCAGUCCUUCAGCCCUGUCUGCGAUACUCAGGAACUGAGUCUGCAUAUUUUGCUCUCUUCUGCUAAUUGACCUUCUCUGUUUUUUGUGCCCUAGCAUUACCACCUGUCUCAAUGUUUCUGACAUCGGGCUCAUAUCUGGCCUAAUCAGUGUCCUCAGGAAACUUGAGUUGGUUCACUUUCACAGCACACCAGCUGAGUCUGGACUAGGAAUUUAAUAGACUAGGUAAUGGCCAGCCAGAUCUCAGUCCAUAUGAUCUUCUUGUCCAUUCUAUGCUCCUAGCUUGUCCAUGUGCAAUGCCGGCUCCCUGCUUGUCCAUCCCCACCUACCUGCUGGCCUGGACUUUCUCUAGACAUGGUUGCAACUUCUCCUAGAUCAGCUUGCAACUCUCCUUGCCUUGUGCUUCAUCAUAGUGAGGCAUUGAGAUGCUACCCAGGCCAGAACCUCCUGAUACGACUGAUCCAACCAAUGUCUUGUACAUGAUUUUGCCAUCUCUACUGGGUGCUUUGCUCUCCACUUCAUGCUGGUCCUCACUUUCAUGCCCCUCUGCAAGAUCUUUGGGUUGUUGGAUUCCCUGUACUGCGGGGGAGCCCUAAGAACCUAAAAAGUAGUGGCAUUUCUUGAAGCUCUUGACUGUGGAGAGUGAGACAUCUUACACCAGUAGGGGCCACAAGUAACAUGAAAGGAUGCUAUGCUGGUAAAUCCAAACUUUGGACUUCCCUGGUAUACUUGACUCUACCUGCCAGGAGCUGGAGUCAUGGUUGGAUAGAGACGGUGUCCCUCAAGGAGCAAUUCCCAAUUCUUAUUUGAUUCAUCAAAGAUGGUGUGGACUGGGGUGCCUCCCACAAAGAAGUAGAACUUGUCGACCAAUUUUACUUUCUUGAGUACCAGAGACCUUGGCAGACUUGACGCACAUCCAUGUGCAGCCUCUCUAAACCCUGGUGAAACCAUCUGCACCUUGGCACUGACAUAGUUGUUGAGCAAAGUUAUCCACAAAGGAUCUGAUGUGGCGGGUGUCAAAUGCCAACAUGGACCAGAGUUCUAACAACCACUCCCACUCAACUUUUCCUGCCACCUCGUACUGGUGCUUCAGUGCACUCAGUUCUUGCUGUAGUUGGCUGAACUUAGCUGCCCUGUGGUUCAGCCUACAGGGGUCUUGGUGGUCUGCCUUUCCUCUGUGCCAAAUCUGUUGGCUCCCAAACUCCGUCAUUCCAUGGAGCUUCUGGUUUGCAUCGGCCUUUGCUGUAGCUUAACGGAUUCUGUCCAUGUCCUUGUCAAUAUGGAGUCUUCUUGCUAGCAGGUAGCCACUUCACCCAUCAUUGUUCAUUAAUUCUGCCUGGUGCUCAUCCCCAUCCCCUUUCA